AGGCGGAAGUAGUUCCUGCAUUCAUUCAGUCCGGUUAGUCUGAUAUCCCAACUGAAACCGCUUUCUUCAGUAAUUUUUUUCUUCGAAAACCUCUUCUUUUGGUCACACUAGUCCUUCCUCUGCCACCAAGAUGCCUCUGGAGUUUGAGCUGUGCCCCGGCCGGAUGAUCGGAGGGAACCAUCCAUGCUUCAUCAUAGCUGAGAUUGGACAGAACCACCAGGGAGACAUCGAGAUAGCCAAGAAAAUGAUUAAAAUGGCAAAGGACUGCGGUGCUGAUUGUGCCAAAUUCCAGAAGAGUGAGCUGGAGUACAAAUUCAACAAGAGAGCCUUGGAGCGUCCAUACACCUCCAAACACUCCUGGGGAAAAACCUAUGGUGAGCACAAGCGCCACUUGGAGUUCAACCACGAUCAGUACAGGGAGCUGCAGAAAUACGCAGAGGAGGUGGGGAUCUUCUUCACAGCCUCAGGGAUGGACGAGAUGGCAGUGGAAUUUCUCCAUGAGCUCAAUGUGCCUUUUUUCAAAGUGGGAUCCGGAGACACCAACAACUUUCCUUAUCUGGAGAAAACAGCCAAGAAGGGCCGUCCCAUGGUGGUGUCCAGCGGGAUGCAGACUAUGGAGACGAUGCGUCAGGUCUACAAGACUGUGAAACAGCACAAUAAAAACUUUGCCAUCCUUCAGUGCACCAGUGCGUAUCCUCUGGAGGCUGAAGAUGUCAACCUCAAAGUGAUCGCGGAAUACCAGAAAGAGUUUCCUGAUAUUCCAAUCGGGUAUUCAGGUCACGAGUCUGGAAUCACUAUUUCUGUGGGAGCCGUAGCUCUGGGAGCGAAGGUCCUGGAGCGUCACAUAACCUUGGACAAGUUUUGGAAAGGAAGCGACCAUGAGGCCUCGUUGAUACCGUCUGAACUGGCUGAGCUGGUCCGCUCUGUUCGUCUGAUGGAGAGGGCACUGGGAAAUGGCAUCAAGCAGAUGUUGCCCUGUGAGAAGGCCUGCCAUGACAAACUUGGCAAAUCUGUGGUGGCGAAGGUGAAGAUCCCCAAAGGAACAGUCCUGACUCUGGACAUGUUGGGGGUGAAGGUGGCUGAGCCGAUGGGUGUCCCGGCAGAGGACAUCUUCCAGCUGGUUGGGAAGACUGUGAAGGAGGAGGUGGAGGAGGAUGAGAGUGUUCAGCCUGAAGUGGUGGACCGCUAUGGCAAGAAGGCCAAGUGUUAAUGACAGCAACAGCUUCAGGAUUGUUUAAAAUAAAAAGGCACUUAUUUCCAGAGGUGUUUUUUGUUUAUUUCAUUAAGGGAUAUAAUGGAUACUGAAAUGUUUAUAAUAGGGGGUAUUUUUUCUCAAAAUGGCAAAAUUGUUUCAUUAACCUCAUCAUUAUUCAGCAAUUUAUCAAAUGGGUGGAAAGUUGGACUGAAGUAGCUUAAAUCUUUAUUGAAUUACUUCUUUUUUACCA
Messenger RNA from Cyprinodon variegatus (sheepshead minnow), 1445 nucleotides. RefSeq names its product N-acetylneuraminate synthase (gene nansa). The transcript has 6 exons. Gene Ontology annotation, molecular function: N-acylneuraminate-9-phosphate synthase activity. Gene Ontology annotation, biological process: carbohydrate biosynthetic process. NCBI's taxonomy places the organism in Eukaryota, Metazoa, Chordata, Actinopteri, Cyprinodontiformes, Cyprinodontidae. The record is from RefSeq and is a predicted model, not a curated record. Bases 131 to 1210 code for a protein of 359 amino acids.